This is a messenger RNA of Aspergillus alliaceus, 1368 nucleotides long. RefSeq names its product bifunctional ornithine acetyltransferase/N-acetylglutamate synthase. The record is from RefSeq and is a predicted model, not a curated record. Gene Ontology annotation, biological process: L-arginine biosynthetic process; L-ornithine biosynthetic process. The transcript is spliced from 2 exons. NCBI's taxonomy places the organism in Eukaryota, Fungi, Ascomycota, Eurotiomycetes, Eurotiales, Aspergillaceae. Gene Ontology annotation, cellular component: mitochondrial matrix. Bases 1 to 1368 code for a protein of 455 amino acids. Gene Ontology annotation, molecular function: L-glutamate N-acetyltransferase activity, acting on acetyl-L-ornithine as donor; L-glutamate N-acetyltransferase activity, acting on acetyl-CoA as donor.
AUGGCUGCUUUCGCCAGGAUGGUCAAGGGCCAGGUGCGCAAUUAUUCCGCACCCGUGGACAUGGCCAUUCCUGCCUCCAAGCGGAAGUUCAUUCCCUCGUCCGGGUCAUACCCUAAAGGCUUCGUCGUCUCCGGGACACAUGUUGGUGUCAAAGCCUCGAAUACCAAGUUCCCCGAUCUCGCUUUGAUCUCAUCCGAAACCCCAUGCUCGGCCGCGGCUGUUUUCACCACGAACAGGUUCCAAGCUGCUCCGGUUCAAGUGAGCAAGGAUAUCAUCAAGACCCGACAGGGUCAAGGCAUCCGGUCCGUGGUGAUCAACUCGGGUUGCGCCAAUGCUGUCACCGGCAAAGGAGGUCUGGAGGAUGCAGUGAGCAUGGGCAAGAAGGUAGACGAAUGCAAUGGUCUCAAUGAGCCCAGUACCCUCGUCAUGAGUACCGGUGUCAUCGGCCAGCGCCUCCCAAUUUCGAAAAUCCUCGACAAGGUCCCAACAGCCCACUCAACCCUCUCCUCCACGCAUGACGCCUGGCUCACCACCGCCCGCGCAAUCUGCACAACAGACACCUUCCCCAAGCUCCUCUCGCGGACAUUCACGCUCCCCUCCUCCCCAGGCCGCACCUACUCCCUUGCCGGCAUGACCAAGGGAGCCGGCAUGAUCCACCCGAACAUGGCCACCCUACUAGGCGUGCUCUGCACGGAUGCCCCGAUCGAACCACCCGCCCUCCAGUCCCUCCUCAAGUACUCCGUUUCCCGGUCAUUCAACUCCAUCUCCAUCGACGGCGACACGAGCACAAACGACACGAUCGCCCUCCUCGCCAACGGCGCCGCAGGCGGAGCCCCCAUCAACUCCUCGUCGGACGACUACGCCGCAAUGCAAGAAAUCCUCACCACAUUCGCACAGUCGCUGUCUCAGCUAGUCGUGCGCGACGGCGAAGGAGCCACGAAAUUCGUUACCGUUCGUGUCCAAAACUCUCCCGAUUACGAAUCUGCUCGGUUGAUCGCUUCGACGAUUGCCCGCUCCCCGCUCGUCAAGACCGCCUUGUACGGCAAGGAUGCUAACUGGGGUCGUAUUCUCUGCGCGAUCGGUUAUACGCAGGGUGUUGCGCCCGGUACUGUUGUUCCUGAGCGGACGAGCGUGAGUUUCAAGCCUGUGGAUGGUAGCCCUGUGCUGAAAUUGCUGGUGAAUGGUGAGCCGGAGCAGGUUGAUGAGGAGCGCGCUAGUAUUAUUCUCCAGGAGGAAGAUCUGGAGAUUGUUGUUGACCUUGGUGGUGGUGAGAAAGGUGAGCAGGGUCUUGGUGGUGAGGAGGCUGUUUACUGGUUCUGUGAUUUUAGCCAUGAGUAUGUCACUAUCAACGGUGACUACAGGACUUAG